Molecule: messenger RNA, 1023 nt
Organism: Asparagus officinalis (garden asparagus)
Lineage: Eukaryota; Viridiplantae; Streptophyta; Magnoliopsida; Asparagales; Asparagaceae
Exons: 2
Coding region: 51-809 (252 amino acids)
Source: RefSeq, a predicted model, not a curated record
GCUCAUCCAUAGAGACGGCUCCGCAUAUAAUACCUCCAGUUUCAGAAGCGAUGGCCGCGUCGGCUACGGCUGUGACGUCAGCAGCGUUCUCUACCAAAUACCCACCUCGAUCUGAUGCCUCCCUCCUCCGGCGAUCUAAACCUGCUCCUCCGUCGAGCUUCACCGCCGCUGGACACGCCGCUCCGGGCCUCGGCCGGAUCUCUGCGGCCACUCCGGUCUUCUUUCGUCCGGUUCUUAAGAGAUUACUCCAAACUCGAAGCCCCUCAUGGAUACCCAAAGUCAAAAGCGGUGAGGCAGAGGGACACCCUAGCACAGAAGGCUUAAUCUUAGACGAGCAAACUUUACAACACGACUUAGAGAUAGCCAUCAAAGAAGAAGACUACGCCCUUGCAGCAAAACUCAGAGAUAAUCUCCGUCUCCUUCAAGAAGACAGCAAGACCUCAGUCCUUGCAGCCAAUUCUAAAUUCUACCAUGCUUUCAGAAAUGGAGAUCUUGCAGCAAUGCAAUCUAUUUGGGCAAAAGGAGACAACGUUUAUGUUGUUCAUCCCGGAGCUAGUAGAAUUUCUGGUUAUGAAUUGGUGAUAGGGAGUUGGGAGUUUGUUUUGGGGGCUGAUUAUGAGUUCCCUAUUCAGAUUGAGCUUAAAGAUGUUGAAGUUCAUGUGAGAGGGGAUUUUGGUUAUAUCACUUGUUUGGAAGUGGUGAAGACGAAAGGUAGUAGUUGGGGAAAGCAGAUUGCGACGAAUGUCUUUGAGAGGGUUGAUGGGCAGUGGUAUAUGUGUAUUCACCAUGCAUCGCAUUUUGAUAUGUGAAGUAUGUGAUGGACAGUUUUGUACUCGAUGAAAAUAUGAUUAAUCCGUUUGAGUUGUCUUGUAACAAUUUUUGUUAGAGAGAGGUUUUGAAGAUGAGCAUGAUGCAUUAUAGAGUUGUAUUAUGUUCAUCUGUAGUUGCACAUUUCAAAUCAUCAGGUCUGGGGCUCAUUUUGUUUAGGUUGUGUUAUAUAUUGCCAAUUUUGAUCUUUCAUCA